Zychaea mexicana is the source of this 174-nucleotide messenger RNA. RefSeq names its product putative stress response RCI peptide. Gene Ontology annotation, cellular component: membrane. The transcript is spliced from 5 exons. The record is from RefSeq and is a predicted model, not a curated record. The coding region runs from base 1 to 174 and encodes 57 amino acids. Lineage: Eukaryota; Fungi; Mucoromycota; Mucoromycetes; Mucorales; Lichtheimiaceae.
AUGGCUUUAACCUGCAGCGAUAUUUGUAAAUUCAUCUUGGCUGUCGUCCUUCCACCUUUGGGUGUCUUCGCCGAACGCGGCUGCACCGUCGACAUGUUGAUCAACAUUGGUCUCACCAUCCUCGGUUGGAUUCCAGGUGUCAUCCAUGCCUUCUACAUCAUAUUGAAGUAUUAG